AAAAUUGCGAAAGGGCGAAUAACCCGAAUUUUGAAUUUAAUCCCACUGAUUGUUGAUCCACCACAAUGUACAACAAUUAACUACGGUGAUGUUCAAGUUCUGAAUAAGAGGAUUGAAUUACAAGGCAAAGAAUUUGAGCAGUGCCAACAGCAGCAGCAUCAGCAGCUACAACAACAGCAGGAACAGUUUCAGCAGCAGGAAGAGUUUCGGCAGCAGGAGGAGUUUCAGCAACAGGAAAAGCAACAGAAUGAGUUUCAGCAGUAAGAAGAACAAUCAAAUGACAAUUUCGUGCUAGAAAAAGACUAUCUAAGAGCCCCUGUGAAAAGAAAAUUAAUUUAUCCUGAUGAAAAUAUGACAAUCAAAAGAGUAAAACAUUCUGAGCAUAACAUAGAUUAUAACGAUGAAAUAAAUCUCGAAGAUGAUGAAAAAAUUCUGAAAAUAAUUGUAGAGCUGAAUACAUUGUUUCCAAUCGGUUGGAGUUUUUUUCCUGGUGUUAAUCAAUUAACAGCACUCCAAUUAGAUCGUAUAAAAUUUAAGGAAAUAGCUCGAUUAAAAUUAAGUGACGAUGGAUCUGUUUUGGUUACAUACGUAGAACGCGUUGAAAAAAAAUUGGAUGUACCGAUAAAGUCUAUCAAUGACUUAAUUGAAUGUUCCGAAUCUUUCCAAGAAAAAAAAUUAUGUUCAGGGACAGGGUUUGAUAGAAAAAGUUAUUCACAAAGAUGUCAUGGGGAUGUAACGGAUAACUAUAAACGUUGUCACGCUUGUCCAAGGCGCCCUGAAUGUCGAAAACUGCGUUUAAAUUUACUGAAAGCAGAAAAAGAACGAAACCAUGAAGCUAAAAAUAAAAGGACUUCUAAAAUUCCAACUGAACUGCCUAAACAAACAAAACGAAUGCAACAACAGUUGCGAUCAUCAGCAUCAAAGCUACGAGUUGUUCAACGAAAAGCGAAAACAUUUUAUGAGGGCCAAUUUAAUAAAAAAAUUUCACUACUCCCAAAACAGCAACAAAUUACUGUCAGAAUAUGCUUUGAAAAUAGUAAAAGGAAAGGUCCAACAGGUAGAAGAUAUGAAGUGGAAUGGAUUUACGAAUGCCUCUUGAUUCGCAUGAAAAGUACUUGUACAUAUAAUAUGAUUCGAGCAAGAAAUAUCAUUCCUCUACCAACUAUUGAUACUUUAUCCCGAUACAUUCAAAAAAUUAGCUCUUCUAUUUUUGGACUUUUACCUGAAACCUUCAAAGUUUUAAAAGAAAAAGGACUAUCGAUGGCCUCUGGAGAUCGAAUAGGUCAAAUUUCAGCUGAUGAAAUAAAACUUAUGGAAAAUAUUGAGUAUAACAAAAAGAUUGCUGAAUAUACUGGUUUCUUUGACCUUGGAAAAUAUACAUCUGCAUCUGAUAGUGAUGUUGCUGGAGACCAUGCUCUCGUAUUUAUGUUUGUACCGUACAGAGGCAAUUCUGCUCAGCCUUUAGGAUGUUUUAUUACUAAAAAUUCAAUAACUAGUGAAGUUCUUCAUAAGUUAUUCUUGGAGUGCAUUAUUCUUGUUGAAAAUGCUGGUUUCCAUAUGAAUUCGAUCGUUACUGAUGCUGCACAAUGAAACCGUGGUGUUUGGACGAAAUUAGGAGUUGAUCCCAAUAAUAUCAGCUGUAAGCAUCCAUGUGAUUCUAACAGAAGAUUAUGGGUAAUAUCCGAUUUUCCGCAUUUAGUUAAAUGUUUUAGAAAUGGAUUAAUUGAAUUAGAUGAAUUCGAGACACCAGUAGAGAUUGUAAAAAAAAAAUAUUGGGAAAACCUAUUAAAAGUUGAGCAGUUUG
Molecule: messenger RNA, 1804 nt
Organism: Cotesia glomerata
Lineage: Eukaryota; Metazoa; Arthropoda; Insecta; Hymenoptera; Braconidae
Exons: 7
Coding region: 352-1590 (412 amino acids)
Source: RefSeq, a predicted model, not a curated record